GCUCGCUGCCACAAACCCGGCGGAGAGUGGAGGGGAAGGAGCGCGAGCUACCGGGAGAGAGAGAGAGGCAACAGGGCAGAGCGUCUGAGCGCAGACACGCACAGUUGUGGGAGGACAGCGGAGAGGCACCACGUUUCUUUCUGCCUACCAGCUUUACGCACGCAGAUCGAGCUGCUCGGAGAUCCUGCGUUGUCUUUUGCGCAUGAACGGACCAUUACCGGGAAACUAGAUCGGAACACAUUUAAUUUCCUUACCAAGAAAAUGCGCCUGAAGAUAUUUGCAUAAAACAAUUGGAAAUAUUUUUAAUCCAAGGAGGAAAGACGCGAGUUACUUUUCCCCGUUUCCGUCGCAGUUAGCGCUCUCUGAUGAUCUUUUUGGUUUCUAGUUAAUUUGAAACGCACAAUUUUCUUUAUUUACUCUGCUGAUCUGUUUCCCUGCGCUGCCGACUGUGCGCACAGCAAUGGAUUUUAAACCGUGUUUAGAGUUCAAAUUGCGUUUCUAGACAAGUUGCUCUGGUUGAGGAGAAGUGGCGGCACGCACUCACACUGCAUGAACUGUUUAUUUUCUCCGGCGUGUUAUUCUUAGUGAGUCGGGUGAACGCUGUCCGGCUUUUGGAUUUUGGACACAACCGUGUUGCACGUUAGAAAAACAGAUAACUGUGGAAACGGUCAGGGAAGUGCGACCUGGAGCCGUGUGUCAGAUAAAGCAAAUAAAACCACACAGGAGGAGAAGACGUGUUUUAUUCUGAGGGGGAAAGAUGGAUUUAUUCGUUUGGCUCUGUGGAUGUAUUUUGGCUCUUCUGUUACCUUCAGCGGUAAAAGCCGGGGAAGGAGCAUCUGAACCAUGCGGCGGCAAUUUAGAUGCAAGCGAUGCGGGCUACAUCACCACCCCCGGCUACCCUCUGGAGUAUCCACCUCACCAGAACUGCCGCUGGGUCAUCACGGCCCCUGAGUCUUCGCAGCGCAUCGUCCUGAACUUUAACCCGCACUUUGAAAUAGAGAAACUGGACUGCAGGUAUGACUAUGUAGAGAUCCAUGACGGGAACUCAGAGUCAGCUGACCUACUGGGGAAGCACUGCAGCAACAUCGCCCCCCCGCCGAUCAUAUCCUCAGGGCCUGCGCUCCACAUCAAGUUUGUGUCGGACUACGCCCACCAGGGGGCGGGGUUCUCGCUCCGCUAUGAAAUCUUCAAAACUGGUUCAGACUGUUCCCGUAACUUUACCAGUCCCUCGGGCCUCGUCGAGUCCCCGGGAUUUCCCGACAAAUACCCCCACAACCUCGAGUGCGCCUUCAUCAUCAUUGUCCCGCCCAGAAUGGAUGUCACCCUCACCUUCCUCACCUUUGACCUGGAGAACGAUCCCCUGCCAGGUGGAGAUGGAGACUGCAAGUACGACUGGCUGGAAGUUUGGGACGGGCUCCCGGGAGUGGGCCCUCUGAUCGGUCGAUACUGUGGGACCAGGGUGCCUCCCGAGAUCCAGUCAUCCACUGGGAUCCUCUCUCUGUCCUUCCACACGGACAUGGCCGUGGCUAAAGAUGGCUUCUCGGCUCGCUAUAACAUGACGCACAAGGAAGUCAGCGAGACCUUCCACUGCAGUAACGCGUUCGGCAUGGAGUCAGGAAAGAUCACCGACGACCAGAUCGCGGCGUCGUCGACCUUCGCCGACGAACGCUGGCUGCCGCGACAGGCCCGACUCAAUUACAACGAUAACGCGUGGACGCCCUCGGACGACAGCAACAAGGAGUACAUACAGGUGGACCUCCAUACUCUGAAGGUGCUUACCGGCAUUGCCACACAGGGCGCCAUUUCAAAGGAAACGCAGAAGAAUUACUUUGUUACCUCCUUCAAGCUAGAGGUCAGCACGAACGGAGAAGACUGGAUGAUCUACAGACACGGCAAAAACCACAAGGUUUUCCAUGCCAACGCUGACGCCACGGAGGUGGUCCUCAAUCGAAUCCCACAGCCGGUCCUGGCCCGCUUCGUGCGGAUUAAACCUCAGACGUGGAAGAACGGCAUUGCGCUGCGGUUCGAGCUCUACGGCUGUCAGAUCACGGAUGCCCCCUGCUCAGAGCUGCAGGGCAUGUUGUCUGGUUUGCUUCCUGACUCGCAAAUCACUGCGUCCUCCAUGAGGGACAUCCACGGCUCCAUGGGGGCCGCCAGGCUGGUGGCCAGUCGAUCAGGCUGGUUUCCCAACCCAACGCAACCCAUAGUUGGAGAAGAGUGGCUGCAGGUGGACCUCGGUGUGCCCAAGAUGGUGCGUGGCAUUAUUACCCAAGGUGCACGAGGCCUGGAGGGCAGUGCGGAGAACAGAGCAUUUGUCAGGAAGUACAAACUGGCUCACAGCUCGAAUGGCAAAGACUGGACCUACAUCACUGACAGCAAGACUGGGUUUGCUAAGAUCUUUGAGGGCAACGGCCACUACGAUACUCCCGAGGUGCGGAGGUUUGACGAGAUAGUGACUCAGCACAUCCGAGUCUUUCCAGAGAGAUGGUCGCCCGCCGGGAUCGGCAUGAGGAUGGAGGUUCUCGGCUGUGACCUGCCCGGUAGGAGCGCACACACUCUUUCUCGAUUCACAGCCACCACUCCGCCCCUGUCGGCCGUUUGUGGCUUUGAGCAGAGCCUGUGCGGGUGGUCGGCUGAUCCCCAGUCAGGUGUGAGCUGGACCCUGCACACAGCUAGCAGCAGCUCCACUGUGCACGGCGCUCAUGGAACAAGGCAGGACCUGGCACUGGGAUCAGAAAAUUUUUCAGGGAACUACCUUCAUCUCGAUGCCGGAAGCCACACCCUGCGCAAGAAAGCCCGGCUGCUGAGCCCCGAAGUGGGGCCAGAGCAAGGCCCGCUCUGCCUCCAGUUCUACUACCAGCUCCAGGGAGAGGCACAGGGCAGCCUGAGGGUCCUGCUGAGGGACAGCGACCAGGGAGAGACCCUGUUAUGGGCAUUAAAAGGUGACCAAGGCAGUCACUGGAAAGAGGGGCGCACCAUCCUUCCUCGAAGCCCCAGAGAAUAUCAGGUGGUGUUUGAGGGGUUUUUUGAACACCCGACAAGAGGACAUAUCAGAAUAGACAACAUCCACAUGAGCAGCAGCGCUGACCUGGAGCAGUGUGCACAGCCUUUGCAUGCUUUACUUCCUGGCCUGAAAAGGGGUGCCAUAUCUGGAAUGGAGCCCACAGUAGACACAGUGGUGGUGCAGCCAGUCCCUGCCUUCUGGUACUAUGUGUUGGCGGGAGGCGGUGCCCUCUUGGUGCUGGUCAGUAUAACCGUGCUGGUGAUACUGUGCUGCCACCGGUACCACUGGGCGACCAAGAAGACCAGCAGUAGUCAUCAUCAUUCGGUGACGUACCGCAACAACCAACUGCCAUAUCAGCAAGGUCGCCAAAACUGGUACCAGAGCCAAAACCCAGGCUGUAAUCUGAUCCAUAGCCCUAACCAAAACAACCUGAACCCAAGCACCGGGCCGAGUCUGGAACCCAUGCUCACCAUAUCACUGGAGAAAGAGGACAGCUACGACUCCCAGUGUUAUCCCAGGCCAAUAGAUUUUGAAAAAGAUCCUGUUUUCAACCACAAGCCCCCCAUCAACGAAGACUAUGUGUUCCCAGGGUGGCCAUCCUCCUUCUCCACCCCCUCCUCCAACAUGGACCCCCCCUCCGUCACCUUGGUGUCAGAGAAGGACAAGGACAAUGCCUGGCUGUACACGCUCGACCCGAUCCUCCUCACCAUCAUCGUGAUGAGCUCGUUAGGCGUCCUGCUGGGAGCGGUGUGCGCGGGAUUCCUCCUCUACUGCACGUGCUCCUACAGCGGGCUCUCCUCGCGCUCCUCCACGACACUGGAGAACUACAACUUUGAGCUGUACGACGGGAUCAAGCAUAAAGUUAAGAUGAACCAGCAGAGGUGCUGCUCAGAGGCAUGAGGACUCAGAGGGGAACUCUGGAGAGUGAUGGUGGGGGAAGACGCGAGCCCCCGCAAGUCAUCUUGUUCUCAGACAAUUUGAAAACGAAGCACUAUCUGUAAUCUCGACCCCCGUGUCCCCUACCUAAUGCCCCGCUAACCCCUUGCUCUGAUGUCUAACGGGGUGAACCCGGAGUUUCCCCGAUUGUCUAUGUGCCAGUGGGAACUUGUGAUCUUUAUCUCCCCUACAUGCUACGAGGCCUAAACUAGGGGAACAUGUGACCCCCGUCUCCCCCCGCCUAUAGUCCAUUUUCUCCUCUGCCUGCAGGAGACAGCCUGCUCGAUUCUAAAAGCCUGUGAUUGAAUGAAGGAAUGAAAAAAAAAAGAGUAUUAAUGAUCGAUCUACCAUUGAAUAUUACCCACGAGCCACUGGGAUGACAUCGAGAAGAAUGGACUACAGCACCUGUGACAGUCUGGACAUUUGGACUACAAAUGGCAGCACAGUCUGGGCUAAAGUGUUGGGAUUCUUGAUGAAGAAAGGAAUUUGAUGAUCCGCCCUCGUGACUGACGCAGACGUGAAACUUCAGCGCGAACAGCAGAAGCAUGUUCCACAGGGCACCAGUGGGUCGGUUCAGUGGGUCAUUUUUGACUGAAAUCAACACAUAUCAAGUGAAUGCCUAACCCCCCCCCAAAAAAAGUUUAAAAAGAUAUUGAACCACACAACUCAAAUGAUCUAGAUUUCUAAUGGCAAAGAAGGAAAGGAGUAUGAAAAAGGACAUUUUCUUUUCUUUUUUUUGGUUUGUUUCUGAAAGUGUUGGAUAUGAGUUCUGUGAGUUUUUAACGUCCAUUAGCCUGCCAUGUGGCGCUCGCUCGCUCCUUUGUCUGCCCCGGUCUGCGCUUCGUGAAACCAGUGGCAUAGAAGAGUAAUGGUGACUGUUUUUGUUCUGUUUUAGACUUGUGUCUCUUUGGGGAAAAAAAGGUAAAGAAAAGCCAGCUUCAGUUCGUAGCCGCCCUGUAGAGCUCUUAUGCCAUUUUUUUAGCCUUUUAUUUUAGCUUUGUGUUGGACUCCACGGUCUUACGUGUUCUUUCAGUCCUUUACUAGCUAUUUUGGCCUAUUUUCCAUUACAGAUUAUCAGUCUUUACAAAGAGUAGAGGCAAGAUAAAGUAAGGCAGAAAAUCAGAGGUUUAUCAAAAUCUAACAUGCUGUUAUGGAGUCGUGCUUUAGAUUCAGUAUUCUAGAGUUUGUUUUUGGUAUAUAUCUCUAUUUUUUUGCUUUCCAAACUGUACGAUGCCCAAAUGAUGGACAGACACUGUGUGAAGAAAAUGUCAGUGAUUGUUUUAUUGCAACCUAUGGAUUGCCAAAGAGCCUUGUAUGUGCACGGUAGGGCUGCGGGGAUUAAGAGCGAUGAGUCGUCACGCCGCUUAUCCACCACUCUUAACUUUACCCUUCUAAACAAAGGCCGCUCAAAGAUGAAAGGCGAAAGAAAGACUACAGGAGGAGAACGGAAAUCGCACCGUCGACUUUUUUGGACACACAAUCGAGCCUUAAGCUAACUACAGUAUACGCUGUAUCGGAGGACAGCCAUCGAGGAGGGCCAGUGCUGCUGGAGAGACUGAUAAACAGGAGGAGGCACACACACACACACACACACACACACAGAGGUAGAGAGGAAGACAGAGGCAAAGACAAAUAAAUGGUUGUGUUUACAUGCAAGUGCCAAAUGUGUUAUUCAAAAGAAAUACCAAGCAAUCGAUCGUUUAGCCUAAACUGAGCCUUUCUUAUAGGUAUCUUCGACAGCUGAUAGCAUCCCAGGUGUGUUUCUGCUGUUGUGUUUCUAUUUUGUUUGUAUUUCAUGCACGCAAUUGAGUCACAAAAUAAAGAAAUGUUAUUGGUGGCAAAACAUUUAGUGAGACUGCAAAAGAAAAAGCAGGUAAACGUGCAAAUUUGACAAAAAACACAGGUUUUACUUUGUGAUGCAGCCUGUGAAAAGCAGGAUAAAGAUGCAGCUUCUAUCACAGGUUUAAUCAUUUAUGAAAGUGCUGCAAAUGAAUAUCUAAUCAACGCCCAGUAAUUUGUUUGACAUUUCUAAAAAAGAAACCAUGUUUGGUUGGAGUCCUGCCGACUCGAGGUCGGCUUUAAUGUUCCCCGAAGUGCUCUAACAAAAAAACACUGAUGUUAAAAAUAUCUGCAAACCUUGUGUUCAGACAGAGAAAAGUUUGGGGAAAUAUAGAUUUUUCUAAUGCAAACUUCACCUGUGUUAUUUUGUGUAUGGAAUAAGAAAUUACUGAGCAUAAUUAAUAUUUUUUAAUAGAAGAAAAUCCAUCCAAAAAGUUUCAACUGGGAACAUUAAAUCAACUUUAAUUAAAUUAAUAUCCAAUCCAGUUAUUCUGUGCAUGUGAGCGUAUCCAAAGACUGCGAAAGUAAAGAGCAAACAAAAUAAAAGAUAGAAGAUGAGCGUGAGGAGGACAGGUGGAUGAUGAGAGACACACACGACUUCAGACUGGAGGACUAAACGCUGAACUCCGCCUCUUUCUUUUACAGAUGAAACCUUAAUCCUAGGAAGUAGGUUUUGAUUUUCUUUUGAAUCUGUGAAAUAUCACGUUGUUAUCUUCUACGGUGUAAACUCAAAGAGCAGAGGAAACAAGGGGGGAUGUAGGAGGAGAACGAGUCGCGCUCGGUGCAUCUUUGCCUGCAGCCCCCGUUCUUUCUCUCUGUCUUCCUCUCUCCUCUUUCAAGGGCAAGCAUCGAUAUAGCCAGGAGGCCUAUUAAGGAAAAAUAAACAAAGAAGAUGAAGGGAAUAGUAAAAGGUGUUGAAAGAGAGAUGAAGGAAGGGAACAAUGGAGGGAGACGGAGAGUUUUCUGUCCAUCUAACUGUGUUUUCAUUGGACUGUUUUCCAAGUGCCUUGGAGCUCUCUCAUUAUGUCUCUCUUGCUUGCUCUCUCUCACUCUUUCUCUCUCCCA
Molecule: messenger RNA, 6844 nt
Organism: Pundamilia nyererei
Lineage: Eukaryota; Metazoa; Chordata; Actinopteri; Cichliformes; Cichlidae
Product: neuropilin-2-like
Exons: 18
Coding region: 758-3904 (1048 amino acids)
Biological process (GO): angiogenesis; vascular endothelial growth factor signaling pathway; axon guidance
Cellular component (GO): plasma membrane; axon; glutamatergic synapse
Molecular function (GO): vascular endothelial growth factor receptor activity; semaphorin receptor activity
Source: RefSeq, a predicted model, not a curated record